CACUGCCUCUAAAACGAGUCUCUCUGGGGAGAGAGAGGAGGAGACCACUGCCUCUAAAAUGACUCAAGACACCAGUUCUAAGAGUGUCCAGAAGCCCAGAGCAGAGUCACCUGCCCCCAGCCUGCUAUCAAUGAAGAGUGAUCAGCCACCUGCUUUCAGCCAGGAACCAUUACCAGAUGACAAUAAGGAAGUGGAGAGUUUGGACAGUGAGGAUGCAUUAAAGAUCACACACAACCUUCUGGACAGAAGAAGUCAAACUCUUCUGACAGUCCAACAAGACAUUAAGGCUAAACUGAAACACAAGUAUCAACACAUAUCUGAAGGAAUUGGAAACCAAAGUCUGUUAAAGGACAUCUACACAGAGCUCUACAUCACAGAGGGUGGAAGUGGAGGGGUCAAUAAUGAACAUGAGGUGAGACAGAUAGAGAUGGCAUCCAAGAAACAAACCACACAAGAGACACCAAUCAAAUGCAACGACAUCUUCAAGCCUUUAGCUGGACAAGACAAACCUAUCAGAACUGUGCUGACAAAAGGAAUCGCUGGCAUUGGAAAAACAGUUCUCGUGCAGAAGGUCAUCCUUGACUGGGCAGAGGGAAAAGCAAAUCAGGACGUUCAUUUCAUGUUUCCUCUUCCUUUCCGUGAUCUGAACCUGAAAAAGGACCAAUACAGUCUGAUGCAACUUCUUUCCCACUACUUCUCAGAGCUGAAAGAGAUUGACAACAUUGAAGAUGGGGAAACCAAAACUGUUUUCAUUUUUGAUGGUCUGGAUGAGUGUCGACUUCCUCUAGACUUCAAAAACAAUGAGAGGUGCUGUGAUGUCACGAAGCCAACCUCAGUGGACGUGCUGCUGACAAACCUCAUCAAGGGGAAUCUGCUUCCCUCUGCUCUCCUCUGGAUAACCUCACGGCCUGCAGCAGCCAAUCAGAUCCCUCCUGAGUGUGUUGACCAGGUGACAGAGGUACGAGGGUUCAAUGAUCCCCAGAAGGAGGAGUACUUCAGGAAGAAAAUCACAGAUCAGAAUCUGGCCAAUGAAAUCAUCAAACACAUGAAGACAUCAAGGAGCCUCCACAUCAUGUGCCACAUGCCAGUCUUCUGUUGGAUAUCAGCCACUGUCCUUGAGAUGAUGCUGAAAGAGGCAGAGAAGGAUGAAGUCCCCAAAACUCUGACCCAGAUGUUCACACACUUCACGCUCAUCCAAAUCAUUGUGAUGAACAAGAAGUACAACAAAGCCACAGAGACAAACCCAAAGGAACUGUCUCAGUCAGACAAAGAGAUGAUCCUGAAACUGGCAAAGCUGGCUUUCCAACAGCUGCAGAAGGGCAACCUGAUCUUCUAUGAGGAGGACCUGAGAGAGUGUGGCCUUGAUGUCACAGAGGCAUCAGAGUACUCAGCAUUGUGUACAGAGAUCUUUAAAGAAGAAUCUGGGCUGAACCAAGAGAAGGUCUACAGCUUUGUGCAUCUGAGCCUUCAGGAGUUUCUAGCAGCAGUGCAUGCUUUAGAAUCAUGUCUGGACAAGAAGGAAAAUGUUUUUUCCACCACUAGUGAGGAUGAAGAGGAGGAGUCAAUCCAGUUGUUUGACUUACACAGGAGAGCAGUGGACCAGGCCUUGAAGAGUGAGAAUGGACACCUGGACCUGUUCCUCCGCUUCCUUCUGGGUCUCUCACUGGAGUCCAAUCAGAAUCUGUUACGAGGCCUUCUGACACAGACAGGAAGUACAACACAGAGCAAUGAGGAAACAGUCGAGAGAACAGUCAGGUACCUUUCAGACAAGAUCGAAAGGGAAUCCUCACCAGAAAGGAUCAUCAACUUGUUCCACUGUCUGAAUGAACUUGGUGCCAACUCUCUAGUUGAAGACAUGCAAACCUCCCUGCGAUCAGGAACUCUUUCAGAAACAAGACUAAAACCUGACCAAUGUUCAGCCCUGGCCUACCUGUUACUGAUGUCAGAGGAGGUGCUGGAGGAGUUUGACCUGAAGACAUACACCACAUCAGAGGAAUGUUAUCAGAGGUUAAUGCCGGUAGUGAAAACCUGCAAGAGAGCACUACUGGCUGGCUGUAAACUCACAUAUAAAUCCUGUGAGACUCUGGCUUCAGCUCUGCAGACACCAAACUCCCCACUGAGAGAACUGGACCUCAGCUACAAUGACCUGGGAGACAGAGGAGUGGAGCUGCUCUGUGUUGGACUAACCAGUCCACUCUGCAACAUACAGACACUAGUUCUAGGUCAGUGUGGUCUGACAGAGGGUUGCUGUUCAGAUCUGGCCUCAGUCCUGAGUUCACCCAACUCACAACUGAAACAACUGGAGCUGAGAGACAAUGACCUGCAGGACUCAGGAGUUACACUGCUGUCUGCUGGACUGGAGGAUCCAGACUGUAAACUACACACACUGGGGCUGUCUGGCUGUCUGGUCACAGAGGAGGGCUGUGCUGCUCUGUCUUUAGCUCUGAGGUCAAACCCCUGCCACCUGAAAGAGCUGGACCUGAGCUACAAUCACCCAGGAGACUCUGCAGGGGGACUGCUUUCAGCUGCUCUGGUGGAUCCCACAGAUAAACUGAUGAAGCUGAAUGUGGAUCAUGGUGGAGAGUUCAGGCUGAAACCAGGGCUGACGAAAUAUGCCUGUCAUCUCACCCUGGACCCAAAUACAGCAAACCCAAAGCUGAUACUGUCUAAGGGGAACAGGAAGGUGACACGGGUGGAGGAGGAGCAGCAUUAUGAAGACCAUCCAGACAGAUUUGACCGUCAUCCCCAAGUUCUCUGCAGAGAAGGCUUAUCUGGAUCUCGUUAUUACUGGGAGGUGGAGAAGGGUGGUGACGGGGCUCUCAUUGGUGUGGUGUACAAAGGAAUGAAGAGGAAGGGAAAGGAGGAUGACAGUUGGAUUGGAGCCAAUAGGAAGUCCUGGUGUUUAUUCUGCUCUAACAGAGGUUAUGACUUUUACCAUGCCGUCAGGAGAUCCAUCCCUGGUCCUGUUUCUAACAGAGUUGCAGUGUAUCUGGACUGGCCAGCUGGUACUUUGUCCUUCUAUAGUGUGUCCUCCUCUGGUACACUGACACACCAUUACACAGAACACACCACAUUCACUGAACCCCUCUAUCCUGGGUUUGGGUUUGGGUUUGCGUUUCAUUCCUCCUACUCCUCAGUGACCCUGUGUCAGAUAGAUGACCAACACAUUCAAAGCAGAGACCAUGGUGGAGAGUGUUGUAUCAAGCCUGGACCUGAGAACACCAGAGACCAGAUAUGUGAGUGUUAACUGAUAAUUGUUUUAAAAUCAAAAUACGAUUAAAGGACACACACAGUCCCAGGCAAGGAACACAAUCAGGAUCUAUUUGGUCAAAACAAACUUACAGGUAGAGUCAGCAAUAUGAUGUAGAUGCACAAAGUAAACAUCAUAGUGGGUCAAUUUCUACAACAACUAAGGGCGUUGGAGCGCGAUGCUAAACUUCUCUGUUUUGGUCCCGUGGCUACCACGCUGUAAGAGAGUGAAGAGAACCCGUGCACAUGGGCAGAUACUGUGUGAGAGAGAAGUCAGGCAUCUUGCUCAUCACAAUAUCUGCGGCGCUGCUCGUACAACAUCAUUUAGCUGACUCUAGCUUUAAACUCUCAUCCUGGGAUCUACCAGAAAUCAGGCCCCCAACAUCUCCAAAACAUGGACCAGAACCAUGUUGUUUCCUGCUUCCACAAACAUUCAUUAAUAUAACACUAAUGUCAGAUUAUGGUAUGAUAAUGAGUGUACAUUCUGAGACUGUUGCUCACUUACAUUCAUUUUUAUUACAAGUCUGUUUAAUAUUUAUUCAUUCAUUAUUAC
This is a messenger RNA of Coregonus clupeaformis (lake whitefish), 3802 nucleotides long. Its product is annotated as protein NLRC3-like. Lineage: Eukaryota; Metazoa; Chordata; Actinopteri; Salmoniformes; Salmonidae. The record is from RefSeq and is a predicted model, not a curated record. Gene Ontology annotation, molecular function: protein binding.